AUGCUGGCUCGUCGAGGCACUGAAGAUGAGCACUCUCGCCUAAUUGAUAUUGCUCAGCUGACCAUGGAACGACUCUCACAAGACAAGCAACUUACACGAACAUCAGAUCCCAUGCUAUUACACUGGGAUUUGCACAAGCGCAAUAUCUAUGUUUCCGCUGAGGAUCCUACCCAUGUGACUAGCAUCAUCGACUGGCAGUUCACCUCCAUAGAGCCGAUCUUCAUAUAUGCCAACGAUACACCUGAUUUUGCUGAAAUAUCCAACGCUCUAGCAGCCAAGGACGAAGAAGCACUUGCAACUCCCUGUAUCAGCUCCACACAAGAUGAACACUCUCGGAGAGACUCCUUGAUCUGUCGUAAGACCUUCGAAGUCAUCAUAGCAGCAAAGUUACCAAGACUGGCUGCUGCCAGGGCAAUAGACGAUACGAUGCUAAGGCUAUUUCGCUAUUGUCGCUCGUCUCAUACAAGCAGCGAUCUAGUGCUUCGACACGAGCUCCUAGAGCUUUCACGCCUAUGGUCAGAGCUUAAUAUGUCAAAGCUCAAACUCUUCCUCAUGGACAAACUGGAUUCCAGCUCGGAGGAGUGGGUUUCUCCAGAGAGCUGGCAGUCAGCCAGGAAUGCCAACAAAGUCUUCCUCAAGCAAUGGAUGGAGGUUGUCGGGAACUCGGAGGAUCCUGAUAUGAACGAAGUCAGAGGUCGUGGCCUCUGGCCUUGGGAGGAGAAGUGA
Lithohypha guttulata is the source of this 726-nucleotide messenger RNA. RefSeq lists its product as uncharacterized. Bases 1 to 726 code for a protein of 241 amino acids. Lineage: Eukaryota; Fungi; Ascomycota; Eurotiomycetes; Chaetothyriales; Trichomeriaceae. The transcript has 2 exons. The record is from RefSeq and is a predicted model, not a curated record. Gene Ontology annotation, cellular component: mitochondrion.